Molecule: messenger RNA, 6389 nt
Organism: Perca flavescens (yellow perch)
Lineage: Eukaryota; Metazoa; Chordata; Actinopteri; Perciformes; Percidae
Gene: otofa
Product: otoferlin a
Exons: 46
Coding region: 1-5988 (1995 amino acids)
Biological process (GO): synaptic vesicle priming; plasma membrane organization
Cellular component (GO): presynaptic active zone membrane; synaptic vesicle membrane
Molecular function (GO): calcium ion binding; AP-2 adaptor complex binding
Source: RefSeq, a predicted model, not a curated record
AUGGCUCUAAUGGUUCACCUGAAGACGGUCGUUCACCUUCGGGGAAAAGGUGACAGGAUCGCCAAAGUUAUAUUCAGAGGUCUUUCCUUCUACAGCCGUGUGGCAGAGAACUGUGAGGAAGUGGCCCACUUUAAUGAGGUAUUUCGAUGGCCUAUUGCCAGCAGACUGGAUGGAAACGAGAUGCUGGAGAUCCAAGUGUACAAUUACAGCAAAGUUUUCUCCAACAGACUGGUGGGGACUUUCUGUAUGGUACUUCAGAAGGUGGCUGAAGAGGGACACCUAGAGCUGACCGACACACUCAUCGACGAUAACAACACGUCAAUAAAGACCAGCGUUACCAUAGAGAUUAGAUACCAGUCGAUGGAUGGCACAGUGGGAGUGUGGAGCGACGGGGAGUUCCUGGAUGUUCCUGACGACCGUGACGGGAUGUUUGCCUUUGAAACAGACAGCCUGCUGUCAGGACAAAGCCACGGGUCGGGCACGUCUCCUGGACGGUCCUUACAGGGAUCCAUACCCACCUUCAGGAAAGCAGGGAAGGGAGUUUUCUCAGCCAUGAAGCUUGGCAAGAUCAAGAGCUCUAAGGACGAUCACAAGAGAGGAGAUGAGCCAGCGGUCCUGGACAUGGAGGACCUGGACAGGAAGGCCAUGCGUCUUGCUGGAGCACUGGACCCAGACACAAUCUCUCUGGCCUCUGUCACCGCUGUCACCACCAACGUCUCCAAUAAAAGGUCAAAGCCAGAUAUCAAGAUGGAGCCGAGCUCUGGACGCCCAGUGGAUUAUCAGAUCAACAUCACAGUGAUCGAGGCCCGGCAGCUGAUAGGCCUCAACAUGGACCCUGUUGUGUGCGUGGAGAUUGGAGACGACAAGAAGUACACAUCUAUGAAGGAGUCCACCAACUGCCCGUACUACAAUGAGUAUUUUGUCUUUGACUUCCACGUCCCUCCUGAUGUCAUGUUUGACAAGAUUAUCAAGCUCUCCGUUAUUCACUCUAAAAAUCUUCUUCGAAGUGGGACAUUGGUGGGAACCUUCAAGAUGGAUGUGGGCACUGUUUACUCUCAGCCUGAACAUCAGUUUUACCACAAGUGGGCCAUCCUAUCUGAUCCUGAAGACAUAACAGCGGGGUGUAAAGGAUAUGUAAAGUGUGACAUCGCUGUGGUUGGGAAAGGUGACAACAUCAAGACCCCACACAAGGCCAACGAGACCGAUGAAGAUGACAUAGAGGGGAACCUCCUGCUACCGGACGGCAUCCCAGUAGAGAGGCAGUGGGCGAGGUUUUAUGUGAAGAUCUACCGUGCUGAAGGGCUUCCUAAAAUGAACACCAGUAUCAUGGCUAAUGUGAAGAAGGCCUUCAUAGGAGAGAACCGAGACCUGGUGGACCCCUAUGUUCAAGUGCAGUUUGCUGGGCAGAAAGGGAAGACUUCAGUCCAGAAGAGCAGUUAUGAACCGAUCUGGAACGAGCAGGUCGUGUUCACUGAGCUCUUCCCUCCACUCUGCAAACGCAUGAAGGUCCAGAUACGAGACUCGGAUAAGGUCAACGACGUCGCCAUAGGAACCCACUUUGUUGAUCUACGCAAGAUAUCAAAUGAAGGUGACAAAGGUUUCCUGCCCACCUUGGGUCCAGCUUGGGCCAACAUGUACGGUUCCACCCGUCAGUACACUCUGAUGGAUGAGCACCAGGACCUGAAUGAUGGUCUUGGAGAAGGCGUGUCCUUCAGAGCCCGUCUCCUGCUUUCCAUCGCUGUGGAGAUCCUGGACACCACUUCCCCUGAGCUCAUGAGCUCCACUGAGGUGCAAGUGGAGGGCGUCUCCAACAUCUCAGAGAGCGCCACUGGGAAAAUAGAUGAGUUCUUCCUCUUUGGUUCCUUCCUGGAGGCCACCAUGAUUGACAGGAAGAUCGGUGACAAAGCGAUAAGUUUUGAAAUUACAAUAGGUAACUAUGGAAACCAGAUAGAUGGUGUAAGCAAGCCUUUGUCGGCAAAGAAGAAGAAAAAAGAUGGGGAGAAUGAAGAAGAGGAGAGCGAUCUCAUACAGAACUCCAGUGAGGACGAGGCAGACGAGGACGGGGACCUGGUCUCUGUCUCCUCUACUCCUCCAAUGAAGCCCGUCAUCACCGACAGAAAUUACUUCCAUCUUCCCUACUUUGAAAAGAAGCCAUGUGUCUACAUCAAAAGCUGGUGGCAGGACCAGAGAAGACGACUUUACAACUCCAACAUGAUGGACAAGAUCGCUGACAAGCUGGAAGAGGGUUUGAAUGAUGUUCAGGAGGUCAUUAAGACGGAAAAGGCUUUUCCAGAACGCAGACUCAGGGGAGUGCUCGAGGAGCUCAGCGUCGGUUGCAGUCGGUUUGUGACUCUGGCUAACAAGGAUGUGAACCAGGCAGGCCGAACUAAACUGGAUCGAGAGCGGCUCAAGUCCUGCAUGAGAGAAAUGGACAGCAUGGGCCAGCAGGCCAAGCAGAUCCGAACUCAGGUGAAGAAAAACACAAUCCGAGACAAACUCAAGCUGGUGCAGAACUUCCUGCAGAGGCUGCGUUUUCUUGCAGACGAGCCUCAGCACAGCAUCCCAGAUGUUUUUAUCUGGAUGAUGAGCAACAACAAGCGCAUUGCCUAUGCCCGGAUUCCUUCCAAAGACAUUCUCUACUCCAUAGUGGAUGAGGAAACGGGAAAAGACUGCGGCAAAGUCAAAGCUGUCUUCCUCAAGCUGCCUGGUAAGAAGGGAUUUGGCCCUGCAGGCUGGACAGUUCAGGCUAAGCUGGAGUUGUAUCUGUGGCUUGGCCUCAACAAACAAAGGAAGGACUUUCUCAGUGGUCUGCCUAAUGGUUUUGAAGAGAUCAAAUCCGCUAAAAUGGGCCCCUGUCUUCACUCUGUCCCCCCCGUCAGCCUCAUCUACAACAUGAAGCAGGUGUUUCAGCUGAGAGCACACAUGUACCAGGCCCGCAGUCUGUUUGCUGCAGACAGCAGUGGCCUUUCUGAUCCUUUCGCUCGGGUCUUCUUCUCCACACACAGCCAGGUUACUGAGGUCCUGAGCGAGACUCUUUGUCCUACCUGGGACCAGCUGCUGGUGUUUGAUGAUGUGGAGCUGUUCGGUGAGGCCAGCGAGCUGAGAGACGACCCUCCAAUCAUUGUCAUUGAAAUCUUUGACCAGGACACUGUGGGCAAGGCAGAAUUCAUAGGUCGGGCAUUUGCGAAGCCCACCAUCAAGAUGUGUGACGAGCACUACGGCCCCCCGAGGUUCCCACCCCAGCUGGAGUACUACCAGAUUUACAGAGGGAACUGCACUGCCGGGGAACUGCUGGCUGCCUUUGAGCUGCUGCAGGUUGGUCAAGGAGGGAUAGCCGAUCUCCCUUCCCUUGAAGGGCCGACAGACUCAGAGCGUGGACCCAUUCUGCCUGUGCCGUUGGGCAUCCGACCUGUCCUGAGUCGCUACCGCAUAGAGGUUUUGUUCUGGGGCUUAAGGGACCUGAAGAGGAUUAACCUGGCUCAGGUGGAUCGGCCCCGUGUGGACAUAGAGUGUGCAGGUAGAGGUGUGCAGUCUGUCCUCAUCCAGAACUACAAGAAAAACCCCAACUUCAGCAUCCUAGUUAAAUGGUUUGAGGUGGACCUUCCAGAGAAUGAACUCCUCCACCCCCCUCUCAACAUCCGGGUGGUGGACUGCCGGGCAUUCGGUCGUUACAUCUUGGUUGGGUCCCAUGCUGUCACCAGCCUGAGACGUUUCAUUUACAGCACCCCAGACAAGACCUCCAACAACUGGGCCACUGCAGGUGACAUCAUCGUCAACAUGGACACAGACCCUUCCGUCCGAAAGAUGGACACGGUUGUCAAGUUAGACGCUAUGUCUGACGCUGUUGUAAAAGUUGACAUGACUGAGGAGGAGAGUGACAAAGAGAAAAAGAAGAAGAAGAAGAAAAAGAAGGGUGGAGUGGAGGAAGAGGACGAGACCAAUGAGAGAGUGCUGGACUGGUGGUCCAAAUAUUUUGCUUCAAUAGAGACAUUGAAGGAGACGCUCAGAGCCCAGGACGUGGCUCAGGCAGAGGCGGAGGAGAGAGAGGACCUGGAGAUAGCUGCAGAGGCAGCAGAUAUAAAACCUGAUGACCUUCUUCUGAAAGGCUCCAAGACAAAGGAAAAGAGCAAAGAGAAGAAGAGCUCCAAGGACAAGAAGAAGGGUCACGCUGCAGACGGCUCUGAGAAACGAACGGUUAAAGCAAGAGUGGACGAGCUGAUGGUGUACGACAAGGAGCUGGAUAGUGAGUUUGGCAACUUUGAAGACUGGCUCCACACUUUCAACUUGUACAGAGGAAAGGCUGGGGAUGACGACGAACGCACUCUGGAUGACGACAGGAUUGUUGGCAGAUUCAAGGGAUCCUUAUGUAUGUACAAGCUACCUCUGUCAGAGGAGAUCACAAGAGAGACAGGAUUCGAUCCUAGUAUGGGCAUGUUCCAGAGCAUCCCGCGUAACGAUCCAAUCAACGUCCUUGUCCGUGUCUAUGUUGUCAGGGCUACAGAUCUUCAUCCUGCUGAUAUCAAUGGGAAGGCUGAUCCAUACGUUGUCAUCAAGCUGGGCAAGUCAGAGAUCAAGGAUAAAGAGAACUACAUCUCCAAACAGCUCAAUCCUGUAUUUGGCAAAUCAUUUGACAUUGAGGCCAGAUUCCCCAUGGAGUCCAUGCUAACGGUGUCUGUGUACGACUGGGACCUGGUCGGCACUGAUGACCUGAUCGGAGAGACAAAGAUUGACUUGGAGAAUCGUUUCUACAGCAAAUACAGAGCCACCUGCGGCAUCUCAUCCAACUAUUCUGUCCAUGGAUACAAUGUUUGGCGGGACCCUAUGAAGCCCAGUCAGAUCCUGGCCAAGCUCUGUAAGGACGGCAAGAUCGAUGGACCUCAUUAUGGGCCGGGAGGGAAAGUCAAGGUGGCCAAUCGAAUUUUCCAGGGACCUACAGAGAUCGAGGAUGAAAAUGGUCUGAAGAAGCAGACUGAGGAGCAUUUGGCUCUGACGGUGCUGAACCACUGGGAGGAGAUCCCGAGGGUGGGCUGGAAGCUCGUCCCUGAACACGUGGAGACCAGGCCCCUGCUGAACCCCGACAAACCCGGCAUUGAACAGGGCCGUAUUGAGAUGUGGGUGGAUAUGUUUCCUAUGGACAUGCCUGCUCCUGGACCUGCAAUAGAUAUAUCACCACGUAAACCAAAGAGAUAUGAGCUCAGGGUGAUUAUUUGGAAUACAGACGAAGUAAUACUGGAGGACGAUGAUUACUUCACUGGGGAAAAGUCCAGUGACAUAUUUGUCAGGGGAUGGCUGAAAGGACAGCAGGAGGACAAGCAGGACACCGAUGUGCAUUAUCACUCUCUGACUGGUGAGGGCAACUUUAACUGGCGCUUCGUCUUCCCCUUCGAUUACCUCAUGGCUGAGGAGAAGAUCGUCAUCUCUAAGAAAGAGUCCAUGUUCUCUUGGGAUGAGACUGAAUAUAAGAUCCCGCCUCGCCUCACGCUGCAGGUCUGGGAUGCCGACCACUUCUCUGCCGAUGACUUCCUGGGUGCUAUUGAGUUGGACCUAAACCGGUUCCCUCGUGGUGCCAAGACAGCCAAGCAGUGUUCCCUUGACAUGAUCCGAAAUGAGCAGGAGCUGCCCACCAUUUCUAUCUUCAAACAAAAGAGAGUCAAGGGCUGGUGGCCGUUUGUAGCGCGCGAUGAGAACGAUGAGAUGGAGCUCACGGGUAAGGUAGAAGCUGAGCUUCAUCUGGUGACAGCAGAGGAGGCGGAGAAAUGUCCUGUAGGAUUGGGACGAAAUGAGCCUGAUCCACUGGAAAAACCAAAUCGCCCAGACACCACCUUCCUUUGGUUCCUGAGCCCGCUGAAAGCCAUUCGCUACCUGGUGUGCAACCGCUACAAGUGGCUGAUCAUCAAGAUAGUGCUGGCCCUGCUGCUGCUCGUCAUGCUGGGCCUCUUCCUCUACAGCAUGCCGGGCUACCUUGUCAAGAAGCUGCUGGGGGCCUAAGAGGCUGCUGGGAAGACAGGGAGGGAGGUGGCCAGCCCGAUAUUUGGACGGAUGGAUGGAUGGGUGAAUGGGUGAGACGCAGAGGGAAGAUGCUGGCUUGUGUGUGCAAACCAGAACCAGUAUGUGAAGUCUCACCCACAGAAAGGGAGGAGAAGGCACUUCGGAAGUCCAAUUUCAUUAUUUUCUCCUCUCAAAUCCAUUCUAAUCGUCACAAACAGCUCGCCACCUUCCACCUUCGCUCGGCAGAGAGAGGCAGAAACCACCUGAAAUUACUUCAUUACCCCCCUCCAUUCCCCCAAAGUCGAGAGAAACACUAACUGUCUAAUCCUCUAUCCAAUCUGCAGCAAGCCUAACACAUCUAAUACUCCGUAUCUGGACUCCAUCCUUGAACUGACUAAAAA